Ailuropoda melanoleuca (giant panda) is the source of this 5192-nucleotide messenger RNA. It is a transcript of the gene HEPHL1, whose product is annotated as hephaestin like 1. NCBI's taxonomy places the organism in Eukaryota, Metazoa, Chordata, Mammalia, Carnivora, Ursidae. Gene Ontology annotation, molecular function: copper ion binding; ferroxidase activity. The record is from RefSeq and is a predicted model, not a curated record. Bases 63 to 3425 code for a protein of 1120 amino acids. The transcript has 19 exons. Gene Ontology annotation, biological process: iron ion transport. Gene Ontology annotation, cellular component: plasma membrane.
GAGGGGGAGGGACAGGCAGGGUUGCCUCCUGCGCAGGCUGCCUGCUGGAGUUACAUCCACAAAUGCCUCGGAAGCAGCAGGCUGACUGCAUCGUUCUCUUCACAUUCCUGGGUCUGUCUGGGCUGGUUGGUGCAGUUACCAGAACAUACCACAUUGGGAUUGUGGAAGAAUACUGGAACUAUGUACCCCAAGGGAAGAACAUUGUUACUGGGGGGAGUUUCUCAGAAGACAAACUUGCAACCUUAUUUCUCGAAAGAGGGCCCAACAGGAUAGGUGGUAUUUACAAAAAGGCUGUUUACAGACAUUACACAGAUGAGACCUAUUCCACAGAGAUCCCUAAACCUCCCUGGCUUGGAUUCCUGGGCCCUAUCUUGAGGGCUGAAGUGGGUGAUGUGAUUGUCAUCCAUUUAAAGAACUUCGCUUCCCGACCAUAUUCUUUGCAUCCACAUGGCGUUUUCUACAACAAAGAUUCAGAAGGAGCCCUAUACCCAGAUGGAACAUCUGGAAGGAAUAAGAAUGAUGAUAUGGUUCCUCCUGGCAGAAACUACACCUAUGUCUGGCCAGUGAGAGAAGAAUAUGCCCCUGCUCCUGCGGAUGCCAAUUGUCUGACCUGGGUGUACCAUUCACACAUUGACGCUCCUAAGGAUAUCUGCUCUGGGUUAAUUGGCCCGCUGCUGGUGUGCAAGGGAGGUGUCCUGAAUAAAUAUUCAGGGACAAGGACAGAUGUGGACCGAGAGUUCAUUAUAAUGUUUACUCUGGUUGAUGAAAAUCAAAGCUGGUACCUUGAUGAAAAUAUCAAACAUUUCUGCACUGACCCUGAUUCAGUUGACAAAAAAGAUGCUGUUUUCCAGAGAAGUAACAAAAUGCAUGCCCUCAACGGAUACCUCUUUGGAAACCUCCCUGAGCCUGAGAUGUGUGUUGGUGAAUUGGUGUCCUGGCACCUCUAUGGGAUGGGGAAUGAGAUAGAUAUCCAUUCCAUCUAUUUUUACGGUAACACCUUCAUCAGCAGAGGGCAUCGGACUGAUGUCGUCAACCUGUUCCCAGCCACCUUCCUGACAACAGAAAUGGUAGUGGAGAAUCCUGGGAAGUGGAUGAUAACUUGCCAAGUUAGUGAUCACCUACAAGCUGGCAUGCUGGGACAGUACAAUGUUGGUAACUGCAAAGGUGACAUUCCUCACCCCAAAAUGAAGGGUCAGCAGAGGCACUACUUUAUAGCAGCUGAAAAAAUUCUUUGGGAUUAUGCUCCUCAAGGCUAUAACAAAUUCAGUGGUCUUCCCCUAAAUGCUUCUGGCAGUGACUCCGAGCUCUACUUCACACAAGGGGACAACAGAAUUGGAGGAAAAUAUUGGAAGGCUCAGUAUAUGGAGUAUGUUGAUGCAACUUUUACUCGAAGAAAGAGACUCUCUGAGGCAGAAGCCCAUCUUGGAAUUCUUGGCCCCGUCAUCAGGGCAGAGGUGGGUGAUACUCUGCUAGUGACCUUUGCCAACAAAGCCGACAAAGUCUACAGUAUUUUGCCCCACGGCGUGAUCUAUGACAAGGCCUCUGAUGCAGCCCCAAACAUAGAUGGAUUUCUGAAGCCAGGGGCCCAUGUGAAGCCAGGUGAAACUUUCACAUACAAAUGGACGGUGCCUGAGAGUGUAAGCCCGACAGUCGAUGAUCCCCCCUGUCUGACCUAUCUUUACUUCUCAGCGGUGGAACCCAUCCAGGACACCAGUGCUGGCCUUGUGGGGCCCUUACUAGUCUGUAAGAAGGGUGCUCUCAAUGCCGAUGGGACACAGAAAGGAAUAGACAAGGAAUUUUACCUACUAUUCACCGUCUUUGAUGAGAACUUGAGCAGGUACCUUGAUGAAAACAUUCAGAGGUUCACAUGGCGCCCCUUCAGUAUUGACAAAGAGGACAAGGAUUUUGUGAAGUCCAACCGAAUGCAUGCUAUUAAUGGCUUUAUGUUUGGCAACCAGCCAGGCCUAAGCAUGUGCAAAAAGGACAGAGUUUCCUGGCAUAUGAUUGGAAUGGGCACUGACACGGAUAUGCAUGGAGUUUAUUUUCAAGGGAACACCAUCCACCUACGAGGGACUCACCGCGACACCCUAGCCCUGUUUCCCCAUACAUCCACAACGGUGUUCAUGCAGCCGGACCACGCAGGUAUUUUCAGGCUGUUCUGUUUCACCAUGCACCACUUCGUGAGAGGCAUGAAUCAGUUAUAUGAGGUCAACAGCUGUGGCAACAAGGACCCUUCUGAGCAGCCGUACGGGAUGAUAAGAACCUUUUACAUCGCUGCUGAAGAGGUAGAAUGGGAUUAUGCCCCUAACAAAAACUGGGAGUUCGAAAAGCAGCACUUGGACGCAGGAGGGGAAAGACAUGGAGAUAUAUUUAUGAACCACACUGAAAACUGGAUUGGCUCUCAAUACAGGAAGGUGGUUUACAGAGAAUACACUGAUGGAGAAUUUGUGGAGAUCAAGGCCCGACCGCCACAAGAGAAGCACUUGGAACUCCUGGGUAUGGCACAGAUUGCAGUCGUGUGUGGCCAGCCCCAAGGGUGGCCCGAGAAGGGACAGAGUAGCCUGACUGCAUUCAUUCAAGCCCCACAUCAGGAGACAUUCACUCUUGCUAGAGAAAUAAACACCUACAGGUGGAAUGUCCCUAAAAGGUCUGGUCCAGGACCAAAUGACCCAAAUUGUAUUCCAUGGGUUUACUAUUCAACGGUAAACUUUGUGAAGGACACAUAUAGCGGUUUGAUGGGUCCUCUGAUUAUUUGCAGAGAAGGAGUGUUGAAUGAGAAGGGAAGAAGAAGCGACAUUGAUUAUGAAUUUGUUCUCUUGUUUUUGGUAUUUAAUGAGAAUGAAUCCUGGUAUCUGGAUGACAAUAUUAAGAAAUAUCUCAAUAAAGAUCCACGACAUUUUAAGCGGACUGACGAUUUUGAAGAGAGCAACAAAAUGCAUGGUAUAUCAGAGGUUAAAAAGAAGACUCUUGUUGAUAUAAUUCUGCAGAUAGAUAAAGCUUACCGAGAAGACGUGUAUGAUCUCUUUCCUGGGACAUUCCAAACCAUUGAGCUGUUUGCAGAUCACCCAGGGACAUGGCUGUUACACUGUCAUGUGUCUGACCACAUCCAUGCUGGCAUGGAGACAACCUACACAGUCCUUCGGAACAUAGACAACAGGAUCCCUUACUCCACCAAGCCUCCAUCUGGAGGAGCACCCCGCCCGACCACAGUGCCCUCCAAUGAAGAAUCUGGCAAGGAGCAGCUCUAUUUCUUUGGCAAGAAUCUGGGUCCUAGGGGAGCCAAAGCAGCCUUGGUCAUCCUCUUCAUCAUUGGACUCCUCCUCCUGAUCUCCACAGUGAUUCUCUCCCUCAGACUGCAGUCUGCAAGGAAGCAAGUUGCAUAUCGGGAAGUCCAGUCCUGCGCACUCCCCACGGAUGCUCUGUGAACCAGCUGGUCUUCCUCAGCAGGGAAACUGGACAAGGCAUCGUUCAUCAAGAAAGGUUUACAUUAUAUCCUGGAUCAGGCUGUGAUCCUCCGGAACACAAUCAAAGCAAUUUUGCUUUUACUUAUUUAUUUUUUAAUGGGCUGUGAAUAAUCCUCAGGUAUAAAAUACAGAAAGAAGAACAGGUGUGACUCAGAAAACACAGUCUGUUCUCUGAAUGAAUUUGCUGAAGUGGGGGAAACCCUCUGAAAGAUAUCUUUGUUUUCCAUUUUUUGUAAUUCUUAGAUUAGACAGUGCUUCCUCAGCUAACCAUCCAAGUUUCCAGAUGGACGACAUUGGGAGUUAUGCUGCCUCAGACACCUAACUGGAAAGGCACUGAUUUUUCAACACUGUUAUAGAAGACGUUUCCCUUAGUCGUUCCAGGGAAAAUAACUUUCUGAGGAGUUCAUGGAAAUGUCUAAAUCAGUAUCUGCUGAUAGAAUUUGACCAAAUGAAGUUUUUGGAGGCUUUAUCCAGCUCUCCUGGCCUUUUUCACUCUAAUAUAAAUAGCCUGGGCACUGUUUGCUACAGAGGCAAAGUUAUCAGCAUUUUAAAAAAAUUGCUGCUGUUUUUAUGCAAACCUGUAGAGAUACUUUAAUGUUUACAACUCACUUCAUGUUAUAUGUUUUUACAAUGUUUCCAUGGCAACGUGUUUUUUUUAUUUAUUUCAAAAAUCAUCUAGAGAAUUUGUAUUUUAGAAUGUGGAGGGCCGGAAGAGCAGGAGAGAUUCUCCCAUUGUGAGGCAGACUCCCUAGAAGUUUAGAGUGAGCUUCUGUGUGGAACGGAAGCUUUGCAGAAGGCGAAUCUGGACUUGAGCCUUGAGUCUGAUUUUUUAUUCACCUAGCAGGAUCUUUCCAAGUCUGCAUCUUCUAGGAAAUAAAAACAGUCUCAUCAUUUGAGAAUUCAUCAGUUCAGCUGACCAGUGGAGAGAAGAGAUCUCACAAAAUUCUUGAUUCCAUGCUUCUUAAAGACAGACCUUUGUGGGAGGAGGGGGGAAAAAAAAGGCUAGAAAGAAGAGAGUCCCAGUGGCAAGUUUUUAAAUCAUUAAAUUAGCUUUGAAGAUAUGCAUUACAGUUUUCAAGGCUCAAAUGUAAAACUAAAGUAUCGGACAACUAAACUGAACCCAUUACAAGGCGAUCCAUACUCUCUGUAUACAUGCCUAAGUGUUAGGUUAAGAUUGAUAAAAGCAACUUUGCUUUUUACUAGACUGAGAAAUUGCCUUUAACUCGGGGCAAGAUGCCCUGCGAUGCCAAUGUCAAUGCCAGAUGAAUGAUAUCUGUACAUCUGCCUUCGCAGAUAACAUUAGGAUGUCCAGAUGAACAAGUAGGACCUAAAAAAAUACUCUGGUGGAGGGACAUUUCAUACUUUCUCAUCUUCAUCUUGGUGAGGGGAAGUGGGUAAUUUGAUAGAAGUUGUAGUCUUACAUAAAACAGGAUGCGAAUGCUAAUAGUUCUGUUCUUAGUUUGCUUGAAUGUCAUAUGGAACAGUGUACCCAAAGGAUUUUGAAUUCCAGCCUGCUAGCCACUGAUAAUGUGAUUUUGUAGUAUGUGCUCUACGGUUUUCAUACGUGUGUAGGCUGUAUAAUUUCAUAGUAAUAAUCAUGAUAAAUGCCUUAUUUAUAACUCACCUAGACAACAAAUUUAGUUUUUUCUUUUCUCUUAGUCUAUUUUUUUUAAUGAAAAUGAAACCAUAAAGUAGUUUGAUUACACCAUUUCUCUUUUUAAUAAAGUU